Molecule: messenger RNA, 5609 nt
Organism: Salvelinus namaycush (lake trout)
Lineage: Eukaryota; Metazoa; Chordata; Actinopteri; Salmoniformes; Salmonidae
Product: bifunctional heparan sulfate N-deacetylase/N-sulfotransferase 1-like
Exons: 15
Coding region: 784-3459 (891 amino acids)
Cellular component (GO): Golgi apparatus
Molecular function (GO): deacetylase activity; heparan sulfate N-sulfotransferase activity
Source: RefSeq, a predicted model, not a curated record
UGUAAGAAGUAGAACGGCAGACCGGAGCCGCUGUUAAAGCAAGACGUAAGCACCGGGUGAGCUUGGGUUGAAUCCAAGCAUUCAUUCUACCAGAUCGUUUCUAGGCUUUCACUCGGACCUUGAGAAGGUGAAUCCAGAGGGAAGAGAGAAGACCGUUACAGAAGGAGGCCGGUUUGCGUGUUAGUCUGCUACCUGUUGGGAACCAUUGGAGGACAUUUGGCGGACAUCUUGUUUUGGGAAGGUCAUAACCACAAACCAUCCAGGAGAAUGUUGCUAUUGGGAUGACCUUUGUGACCUCACCAUUGCCCGCCCCCGUAAAGAUCAACCACCAAUCAGGAACCCUGAGGGAUGUGGUUGGCUGGUUCCAGUGAUGGACAGGUGACCAGCCAGCCAUCUAGCUGCCCUCUCCUGCUCUGAUUCCCCCUCUUCUUCCCCCCUCCCUCUCUGGCGUGCAGUGCCCCCCCCCCCCCCCCCCAGGACGGAGACCCCCCACAUCUCUGCCAUGGUGACAUAAUCAGCAACACAGCAUGUGGGAGAACCAAUAUGGUGAAACCAUCUCAUUUCUAUCCCCAGUAGCUGCUCAAGCUGCUGCUGCUGCUGUUACUUCUAUAGCCUGUGGAUUACUAACCAGAAGACUGGAAAAAACAACACUGACUUUGGACAGAUUUAUUUCUGCUAAGCCUACCCUAGGCUAGCCUACACUAUCCUGUCCUACCCUACCCUACCCUACCAACAAGCCCGUUUCGGUCAGUAGUUCAGUCAGGUCAGGUGUUGUGCGUGACGAUGCUGGGAUGUGUGUCCCGCCUGCGUCGGCUGGUCCGUCUUGUCCGCCACCUCCCUCUCCAGACCUCCCUGCUCCUCCUCUUCCUCUUCUGCACCGUCAGCGUCUUCGUCUCCGCGUACUUCCUGUACGGCGCGAAACAGGAGCUCGAGCACUCAGGAGGGGGCGUGGCUGGUGGCGAGGUGGCGUCGGCCGUCUACGAUGACCUCCGGGUGAGCCCGUCGCGCCUGCUCCCAGUGCGGGCGGUGUCUGGGGGACCCGGGGGCGAAGGAGGGGUGAGGACAGACCCUGUGGUGCUGGUGUUUGUAGAGAGCCAGUACUCUCAGCUGGGCCAGGAUAUCGUGGCCAUCCUGGAGUCGGGACGUUUCCGGUACCGGACGGAGAUCUCUCCCGGUAAAGGGGACAUGCCCACGUUAACUGAUAAGGAGCACGGACGCUUCACGCUGGUCAUCUAUGAGAACAUCCUGAAGUACGUCAACCUGGACGCCUGGAACAGAGAGCUGCUGGACAAGUACUGUGUGGAAUACGGAGUGGGCAUUAUCGGCUUCUUUAAGGCCAAUGAGAACAGCCUGCUGAGCGCCCAGCUCAAAGGCUUCCCCCUCUUCCUCCACUCCAACCUGGGCCUGAAAGACUGCACGGUCAACUCCAAGUCCCCCCUCCUCUUCAUCACGCGCUCCGGCCAACCCCUCCCCGGCCCCCUCCCCGGUGAUGACUGGACCGUCUUCCAGUCCAACCACUCCACCUACGAGCCCGUCCUCCUGGCCAAGACCCAGUCCGCAGAGAGUGUCCCCUCGCUGGGUACGACGGCCGCACUGCUUCCCUCCGUGGUGCAGGACCUGGGGCUCCAUGAUGGGAUCCAGAGGGUUCUGUUUGGGAACAACCUCAACUUCUGGCUACACAAGCUGGUGUUUGUGGACGCGGUGGGCUUCCUGACGGGAAAGAGGCUCUCUCUCUCCCUGGAGCGACACCUACUGGUCGAUAUAGAUGACAUCUUUGUUGGGAAGGAGGGCACGAGGAUGAAGGUGGAUGAUGUUAAGGCCCUGUUGGAGACCCAGAGAGAGCUGCGUGACCAUGUACCCAACUUCACCUUCAACCUGGGCUAUUCAGGGAAGUUCUUCCAUGCAGGGUCAGAUGAGGAGGACCUGGGGGAUGACCUGCUCCUCUCCUACGUCAAGGAGUUCUGGUGGUUCCCCCACAUGUGGAGCCACAUGCAGCCCCACCUCUUCCACAACCAGUCAGUGCUAGCUGAACAGAUGCUGCUCAACAAGAGGUUCGCUAUGGAGCACGGUAUCCCCACUAACAUGGGCUAUGCGGUGGCACCCCACCACUCUGGGGUGUACCCGGUCCACCUGCAGCUGUACGAUGCCUGGAAGAAGGUAUGGGGCAUCAGGGUGACCAGCACAGAGGAGUACCCCCACCUCAAACCUGCCCGCUUCAGACGGGGAUUCAUACACAGCGGUAUCAGCGUCUUGCCCAGGCAGACGUGUGGCCUGUUCACGCACACCAUCUUCUAUAAGGAGUACCCAGGCAGUCCCAACGAACUGGACAAACUCAUUAACGGAGGAGAGCUGUUCCUCACUGUUCUACUCAACCCUAUCAGUAUCUUCAUGACCCACCUGUCUAACUACGGUAACGACCGGCUGGGCCUGUACACCUUUAAGAGCCUGGUGGCCUUCCUGCAAACCUGGACCAACCUGCGGCUGCAGACCCUGCCUCCCAUCCAGCUGGCCCAGAGAUACUUCAGCCUCUUCCCUAACGAGAGAGACCCACUCUGGCAGGAUCCCUGCGAGGACAAAAGGCACAAGGACAUCUGGUCAAAGGAAAAGACAUGCGACCGUUUCCCCAAGCUGCUUGUCAUUGGGCCUCAGAAGACAGGUUCUACAGCCCUCUAUCUGUUUCUGGGCAUGCACCCUGACCUGACCAGUAACUACCCCAACAAGGAGACCUUUGAGGAGAUCCAGUUCUUCAACGGACACAACUACCACAGAGGCAUCGACUGGUACAUGGAGUACUUCCCCCUGCCCUCCAACACCAGCUCAGACUACUACUUUGAGAAAAGUGCCAACUAUUUUGACUCUGAGGUGGCAGCGGAGCGGGCGGCUGCUCUCUUGCCUAAAUCCAAGAUCAUCACCAUCCUCAUCAACCCAGCUGACCGCGCUUACUCCUGGUACCAGCACCAGCGCGCUCAUGACGACCCAGUGGCUCUGAAAUACUCCUUCCAUGAUGUCAUCGUGGCUACCCAUGAUGCCCCGGUGAGAUUGCGUGUGCUCCAGAACCGUUGCUUGGUGCCGGGCUGGUAUGCCAUCCACCUGGAGAGAUGGCUCAACCACUACCACUCCAGUCAGGUCCUGGUUCUGGACGGGCAGCAGCUGAAGACUGAGCCGGCCUCAGUCAUGGACAGGAUCCAGAGGUUUUUAGGCCUGGUCAACACAGUCAACUACCACAGGAUCCUAGCGUUUGACCCCAACAAAGGCUUCUGGUGUCAGCUGCUGGAGGGAGGGAAGACCAAGUGUCUGGGGAAGAGCAAGGGGCGGAGGUACCCUGACAUGAACCCAGAGUCCCAGUUGUUCCUCAGGGAGCACUACAGGGAUCAAAACAUAGCAUUAUCUAAACUGCUGUACAGGAUGGGCCAGCCCCUGCCCAGCUGGCUCCGAGAGGAACUGGUCCAUACCAGGUAGCAGGGGAAGGGGGACAGCUCAGCGGACUGUACCACAGCUUAACCACCCCCCAUAUGGAGGAGUAUGAUAUGAAUCCCCUGGAGGAUCCAUAGGGGGGUAAGAAAGGGGUGUGUUCUGAUGAAAGCCUCUCCUUCUGUAUGUGCUCUUCAUAAGAGGGAAGAACAGUGAGGAAGGGAGAGCAGGGAUGGUGACCUGUGGGCGGUGAGUCUACAAUGGCUCAUAACCUAGGCCCUAAGUGCACUCUUCUCUCUCCCUAAGUUGUACCUCCCCAUGAAACACCACCACCCUUACUUGGUACAUUCUACAAAGAGACUCCCCAUAAGACUGUGCCUCCUCUUACAGAGGUGGACCGGUGUGAAGGUACCGGUACAGAUAGGAUGGGAUGGAGAGGAGGGUGUGGUCAACCCUCAUCCCCUCUUUCUUUGACUAUCCCUUGCAUUCCUCACAUGGACUUGGACCUUACUCUUGAGAGGAACAGGAGGAUGAAGAGGAAGAGUGAGUCUUGGCUAGCCUGCACAGUACCAGUCAUUUAAGGCUGGGUGAGGUGAAAAAAGGGCAGAUAUUACACUAGAGCAGAGAUCAAUUAGUACUUGAAUGAAUGCCAUUAGUUGAAAAUGCCUGUGGUUUCUAUCUAAAAACCAUAGGGGGGUGGUAUGAUGUAUAUUGACUCAGGCUACAGGUGUGAUGUGGUCUUAUUCACUAGGCCUUUAGACACUAGACAUGAACACAUUUACCAGUGCCAUGACAGAAUCUUCACCACUACAUGGCCUAUUGACGGUUCUUAUUUUUUAAGAUUGUGAUUUGGAGACAUGUUAUUGUAAAAGGUGACCAGAAACACAUUUGGCUUGGUUUCUGUUUCAGAUGGGUUUGCAUACACAGCACAGGAAGUGUCAGGCAGACAGCACACAUUGAAAGCACAAUAUGCAAAGUAUUGGUACAUCUCAUAAAUAGACUUUACAGAUACACACAUAUUCUAAUUUAUCAGGUUGUCUGAAAGCACAGUCAUUUUAAUUUAACAGGUUGUCUGAAAGCUCAGUCAUAACACAGAUAUUACAGUAUGUGAAGUCGGUCCCACUUUAAACAAAGUACAACUUAUGAAGGCUUUAUAUAGUAUACAUAAAGGCUUCAUAGGCACUACAAAAAUGCUUCACAAAUCAUCUACAAUCAUAUUUCAUACUCUAAAUGGUGUAUAAAAGGUGACAACACUUCCCACUUUAGGAUGAAUUUUCAAAUGUGACAUAACACACUGUAUGCUUAUACACCAUUCAUAGUGUCAUACGCUAAUUUUGAAGCAUUUAUGUAGUGCUUAUGAAGCCUUUAUGUAUGCGCUUUCAUGCAUUUAUAAGUUGUACUUUAUUUAAAGUGGGACCGUGAAGUCUGACAUAAGCUAAGUUUAAAUGCACUCAAGUCCAUCAGUCAUCUGCAGUGUGAGGAUUCUUUUUUAUAAAUCCUUAUUUUGAAUGUUCUAUUUCAUUUGUUUUAGCAGUUGUUCAUAGUAUUUCUGAGUUGCAUCAGGGAGAAUCUAAAACAUGAACAUCUGACAUAGUCAGUAUGGCCCAAGUUAUAGUAGUAGUUGUAACUCAGACAUUAGUCACAUGGUACUACCACUGCAAGCAUACAUAACAAAAAGCUGCUCUUACCGCAAUACUUUUGUACAACGUUGUUCAGACGUAAUAACAACGCACAUGCUGUUCGUUUGUUUCUUUCCUGACUCUGUAAUCUAAUGUUAUAGACAUCAAUUAUUGAAUGUGAUUGAGGUGAAACUCUCAGCCCCCUCUCAUAAUGCAACGAAAGAGGUAUUCAGUGGGACAGAAUCAUCCAGGUAGUAUUGAAUUGUCACUACUAUGGAUCAUAAUAUAGUGCCAUCUGCUGAAGUCCCGACUGAUCUCUUUCAUCCUAUCUGUUCAUACGAACGUUCCUCCCCUCUUAUUCCUUCUCUCAACUACCCCCACACUGCCAAUUGUUGUACAGAGCUCCUUGAUUUCUUUAUUUAAAGUAUUAUUGACAUGAUAAUAACACAAUAACAGCAAUGAUGGUACUAAUCUCCCCGGACUGUACGAUAAAGACUUGUAAUUGUUGUCAAUAAUUUUUACAGUGUAACUAAUAUUGUCAGUGCUUUUUAAUUAGCAAAUAAAACCACUUGAUUUUUA